AUGUCUGCCGAACAGCCACGACACCUUCCCGACAAGGAGCUGGAUAAGAUAGUUCUUAACUAUCUUACCCAGAAGGGUUACAAACAUACUGAGCUCAUGUUUCGUAAUGAAAUACGCGCACAUGCCGGAGAAGACUAUUCCAUGGGUGACAUGAAUGCAGUGUCAGGGUAUCAGUUCUUCCCAACUGACCCCGAUUCAAAUAAUCCCGAUAGCUACAUAUCUUCAUACGCUGAUCUUAGAAAGUUGAUAGAGAGAUCUAUGGAUAUAUACAAGCUAGAAUUAAGACUGGUUAUGUUUCCUGUAUUUGCGCACAUAUAUCUUGAUCUCGUCUUUAAAGGGUUUCUCGAUAAAGCAAUGAAUUUCAUGGAAGAAUUCAAAAGCGAUCAUUACGAAUACUACGGAGAUAACAUCCGAAAACUGAGUAUCAUAACACAUGCCCAGCAUCUUCAAGAAAAUGAAUUCGCGAUUACGUUAAGGAGCCAAAAAUAUAAUGUGCGGCUGUCCAAUGUGUCUACCAAAUUGCUGUUGAACUUUCUCCAGGAAAAUAAACUUUAUAUAAUAUUGCGUAUUGUUAAUCAGUAUUUGGAGAUCGAAGAAACUGUUAAUCAUCAACAGACAUUGAUGAUGUCUGACAUUGCGGAUGUGACUGGGGUCACUGGAUAUUCUGCGCGUGGGCUUGAUGACUUUAAUAAGCAGAAGGUCUUUCUUGGUCCGUUACCACCGGAACCUACAUUUAUGGAGGAAGCGGAACAGGUGUUGAAAGUGAAAGACACGCAAUUAAACAGUAUGGAUCCCCAGUCAUUAGGAGAUGAUGAUUUAUCAACAUUGCUCGAGGAUAUAACCAAGGACUUCAAAGACUCAAUAGAAGCACCGGAUAGAAAUGAUGUACCACUCCCACCAUCUAAAGGUAGUGAUAUACAAGCAAAAAUAGAAGAACUGUUUGAGCUUAGACAUCGAAUAAAACUCGGAGCAUCCACACUGCCGUCGAUAUGUUUUUAUACAUUUCAUAAUACAUAUGAUAGUCUUAAUUGUAUAUCAAUAUCAGAUGAUGCCACGUUAAUAGCCGGUGGGUUUUCCGAAUCGUACAUAAAGAUAUGGAGUUUAAAGGGCGAGAAACUAAAGGCUUUUAUGAACAACGUGAGGCCCACAUUUGUGUCUGAAGUGAGCGAUCUUGAGAGGUUGCGCGAACAACACGGAAGUGAAUGUAAAAGACUUGUAGGACAUUCUGGUCCUGUGUUUGGUUUAAGCUUUAGUCCGGAUAAUAGAUAUCUAGUUACUUGUUCAGAAGAUAAAACAGCGCGGCUAUGGAGUGUAGAUACUUUUACAAAUUUAGUAUGUUAUAAAGGUCACAAUUAUCCCAUUUGGGAUGUUGAUUUUGGACCUUAUGGUUUUUACUUUGCGACUGCAUCCUAUGAUAGAACAGCGAGAUUGUGGAGUUGUGACCAUAUAUAUCCACUGCGCAUAUUUGCCGGUCAUUUGUCAGACGUUGAUUGCGUUAAAUUUCAUCCCAACUCUCGGUACGUUCUUACUGGAUCGAGCGACAGAAUGGUACGCAUGUGGGACAUUCAAACCGGUCGAUGUGUACGCAUUAUGUCCGGUCACGCUGGAGCCGUGCAGAGUUUAGCCGUUUCUGACAAUGGACAUAUUAUGGCAUCUGCAGGGGAAGAUAAAAAGGUUAUUUUGAGAGAUCUUAGAACUGGAAAAACGCUUCGGAAAUUGACUGGACACACAGACAUCGUCUACACUUUAGAGUUUAGCAGAGGCGGAAAUCUUCUCGUAUCGGGAGGUGCGGAUCAGACUGUUCGUGUGUGGGACGUCAAUGCAUGCCUAUCGGAUCAAUCAGAUUAUAAUACAUCGACAACGAACAUGGAGAAUGGUACUACGGGUGUUGGACAGGCACGAAAUUCAGAAUCUGCUCGCGUCAAAAGUGACGAAAUGUUGGCAACCUUUCCAACAAAACGUACACCAGUAUACAAAGUAAAAUUUACACGACGAAAUUUGUGUCUUGCGGCUGGCGCAUUUACCAAAUUGUCUGAAAAGGAACAAUAA
Molecule: messenger RNA, 2049 nt
Organism: Paraglomus occultum
Lineage: Eukaryota; Fungi; Glomeromycota; Glomeromycetes; Paraglomerales; Paraglomeraceae
Source: the annotation of a GenBank genome assembly